Molecule: messenger RNA, 2988 nt
Organism: Anas platyrhynchos (mallard)
Lineage: Eukaryota; Metazoa; Chordata; Aves; Anseriformes; Anatidae
Source: RefSeq, a predicted model, not a curated record
UCCCACAGCUGCUAAGCAUCAAGACUUGUGAAAGGGGGAAAAAUAAGAGUCCUCACAUGGCCUAAGUGAGGGAUCAUCACUUGAGUGUGUGGCUUCUUCAGUCCUUUCACUAGUCUGCAGCCUCCAUGUGAUGUUACUGCAAGGGCUGUAGCACAAAGAUAGAGUUUGAAUGUACUUAUUUGUGUUUGACUGCUAUAUAUUGUAUUUGCAGUUGUUUCUGAGCACAGGGGUGGCACGUAUUCUUGUACUUUGCUGGCUUGGCCCAACAAGGAGCUAAACUGAAUGUAUUUCAUUAUGUAAAAAGAAGCUUAACUUUAAAUGCUGAAAUAAACAAUUGACACCCCUCCCAUGUUCCUAGAUUAUAACAAUAGUGUCCUAUUUACAGAGAAAGCAUUAAUGAAGAUUGAACUACUUUCUCAGGUCAGUGCAAAUUUCUGAAGCUGAAGGAAAGGGUCAAAUUCUUCCCCCAACUAUACAAAAAAUAAUAAAAGGAUACAACAAGUAUCUACGUCCAUUUUUUGACAGCUGGAAUAUGUCUGAAGAACUGGAGAAGAGGCAAUUACUUUGCUUAAUGAAAGCUCUUCCGGGCAGUACCCAAUGAUGCCUUAGUUGCCUUGUUGGAUUUGCUGUUUUUGCAGUUGAAGCUCUACUCUUGAAACUGCAGCAAGUGCUUGUGAUUUCACUCAUGAUCCUGUUCCUUCACCCUUGAUGUUCUGCACAGAGAAACACCCAUGCCUUAGCAUCUCAAUCUGUUAUAGAGGGUGAAGCUAGCUGAGAUUGUUUUCACAGAGUAUUGAUUUAUGUGCCUUACCUGUGACAGAUGUCAAAGCCACACCUUCAUGGAAAAAAUCUUUCUUCUUUGGCAUACGCUACCACCUCCUACUUAAAUGAGUUUCCUGAUAACCACAAAGAUCAGAAUUGCAAAUGUGGAAUCCUACAGCCAUUUCCAGCCAACAGCAUUCCCACUGUCUGCUCAUCUCGGCCACAUCUGCCAGCUCAAGUGUGAAAGAAGGAGGCCCUGAAAGCUAGGACAGAGGAUUAUAAUGAUCAAAGCCUUCUGGUAUGCCCUUUGUGUCCCACUGACCCAGAAAUGCAAUCUUGUAAGGGAGAUACUCUUUUGGACUCUUUUAGAUCUUUUGAUUGAAGGCAACUGACGUAGGAACACAAGAAAUUAUUGUUAAAGUUUGUGAAACUAUGCAGCUUUUUGUUUGUUUUUACUUUGACUUGUGGUGUAUAUGUCUAAUAAAUAUCUGUGGGAAUGUCUCUUUCUCAUGAGUUUUCAUGAAAGCUUGACUCAAGACAGGCUGGAUGCACAACAGAAGUGUUUGGGCUGUGGAGACAGGCAGGGCUAGCAGAGCGGGACAGUAUUGACCUAACUGCACCACCACUUGUUAGCACUUGAAUUGCAAGGCACUUGUCUGCUAGGACAGUCGGUCUGAGCCUGAAGGACAUCUUAUACAAAACUAGAUGGUCCUGUGUCAGUUGGAAUGAGUCUGGAUAUUGCAAGCAUUGAUACAAUAUCAGAAAUAAAUAUGGAUUACACAGCUACCAUAUUUUUAAGGCAGAGGUGGACUGAUGAGAGGCUAUGUUUCGAUGGUAAUAAGAGUUUAAGUUUAGAUGGUCGGCUUGUGGAAAUGCUUUGGGUACCAGAUACCUUCAUAGUUGAUUCCAAAAAGUCUUUUCUUCAUGAUAUUACUGUUGAGAAUCGUCUUAUAAGAAUAUACCCUAAUGGAACAGUGUUGUAUGCUAUACGGAUCACCACAACUGUGGCGUGCAGCAUGGAUCUAACCAAAUACCCAAUGGAUAAACAGACAUGUACCUUGCAACUGGAAAGCUGGGGUUACAACAUCAAUGAUGUCAUGUUUUACUGGACGAGAGGAAAUGAUUCAGUUCGAGGCUUGGACACACUUCGGCUGGCACAGUAUACAGUAGAAGACCACUUUACCUCGGUAUCUGAAGCGGUAUAUGAGACAGGGCGUUACCCAAAACUAGUGUUUCACUUUGAACUCAAGAGAAACAUCUUAUAUUUCAUACUAGAAACAUACGUACCAUCAAUCCUCCUGGUUGUGCUCUCCUGGGUAUCAUUUUGGAUAAGCCAGUCAUCAGUUCCAGCCAGAAUCUGCAUAGGUGUUACCACAGUCCUAACUAUGACAACGCUGAUGAUGGGAGCCAGGACUUCACUCCCAAAUGCUAAUUGCUUUAUUAAGGCAAUUGAUGUGUACCUCGGUAUCUGUUUCAGUUUCAUCUUCGGAGCCUUGUUAGAAUAUGCUGUGGCUCAUUUCUGUACUCUGCAUCGACCGAGCUCAAAGGAACUUCCGAAGGUUGAGGAUGAAGAGGCUGAAGAAGAAAGGAAUGGAGUCCUGGCAGCAGUUGCUAACAGUUGCAGUGCCUCUGACAAUGUGAACAAAAUUGAUUCAAGCAAGAGCAGCAAAACCAGCAUCAAUGGCAAAAAGGAGAGAAGUAAACACAGUGGAUGUAGUUCACCAAUGUCAGUGAUGAAAAGACUUUUCUGUAUCUUUGAUUGUUUCCAUGUUAAAAAUCCUUACCACAUAGACAACUAUGCCAGAUUUUCUUUCCCGUUAUCAUUCAUCAUAAUUAAUGUAUUUUAUUGGGUAUAUUAUUUGUAUUUCUAAAUAUUUUAAAGUUAAAAAUAGCAUGGUUUAAAGGUUAGAAACUGGAUACAGUAGGGAAGUUUCAGUAGUAUGGGAAAGCUGCCUUAGGAUAAAGGGAUAUGAGGGGACAUGCUAUCUUUUCAAGCAUUUAUGCCAACUUUCUUGUUAACUCACUUUUCCACUAUUAAAUGGCUGUCAUCUGAAAAUGACUUUCCUUUUAGCAUGCCUGUCCCAUAUUAUCCUACUUGUCAAUGGACAUUAAAUCCUUUUUAAUAUUUUAAUGGUCAACUUUGUAAAAUAAAAGCUAUAUUAUAGUUGUUUCUGAACUGUGUUGAAUAUGUUGAAAAAUAAAGACAUUGAAGUGUUGUUUUCUUCA